Ectocarpus siliculosus is the source of this 3529-nucleotide messenger RNA. The record is from the annotation of a GenBank genome assembly. NCBI's taxonomy places the organism in Eukaryota, Phaeophyceae, Ectocarpales, Ectocarpaceae.
AUGGGUGAUACUCCGGGAGACGAGCAGGUGGACACUGGUGGCGCUGGCGAGGCGGCCUUCGUGGGGGUUGUCCUUGUCGCCCUGUUCUUCGCCUUGUGCCGUGGGUGGUACACCCCUGAAGUGGUGGUGUUUCUGUCCCUGCUGGUGGUGUGGAACGCGGGGAUCGUCUCCACCGCGGAAGCGCUGUCGGGGUUCAACAACCCGGGGGUGCUCGCCAUCGGCGCCCUGUUCGUCGUGGUGGCCUCGAUAGAGAGCUCGAAGGUCGCCGACAAAGCCGCCAAGAACAUCCUGGGCCUGACCACCACCUUCUCGUCCGGAUUCUGCAGGCUGCUGCUGUGCGGCGUUUCCAUGUCGGCGUUCUGCAACAACACGCCCAUCCUCGCGCUGCUGAUCCCGGUGACCGAGGACUGGGCGCGCGCGAGGGGCUUCAGCCCCCCGGUGCUGCUCAUGCCGCUGGCCUUCGCUUGCGCCUUCGGGGGGAUUCUCACCACCGUGGGAGGCGGGACUAACCUGGUGAUACAGGGGCUGCUCUAUGAGGCGUCCAAGGAAGACGAGAGCGUAGGUCCGUUCCGGCUCUUCGAGCCGGGCUUUGUCGGCCUGCCGCUUGCCAUCGCCGGGAUUUUUUAUCUCUUGGUCGCCGCGCCCCGGUUGUUGGCGGCCGCGCCGCCGUCGGCGGAUGGCGGAGGCUUUGUUGCGGUCCCGGCGCAAGACCGUUCGGGAGAUCUGCUGACGGAGGUGGAAAUCAAGGAAGACUUCAAGCUGGUCGACCAGCCGUUCUCGUUGGUGCUGGCCAGCCUCGGGCUACCGAUGGACACCCUCGUGAAGAAGGGCGUGUUCGGCAGCGGUAGUGGCGUUGGAAGCGGUGCCGAGGCGGGCGGCGAGGAGCAACCGGGCUGGGCGGGACGAAUCGCUGCUUCCUCGUCGAGGCACGCGGGUGGCGGCCGCAAGCCGUUCGCCCUUAGGCGGCGAGCGACGGCAUACCAGCCCCUCGAGAACGAGGACGGGGCCGUGCAGACCCAGGGUAGUGAUGCGGGGGCCCCGUGCAUCGAGAUGGCCACGUUGCGGACAGCUGGAGCCGCGGUCGGGGGGCCUGGAACCGCGCCACCGCAAAGCGUUGGAGCUUUCGCCGCCGUUGACGGGGCUACCACUACCCACGAUCUGCACGACGUGGCUCCCGACGCGUGCGUGCGUGCCGGAGACGUGCUCGUGCUCAGCUGCGGACGGAGCGCCAUGGUCGACGCCCAGGGCUCGUGGUUCAGUGCGCGCGAGCCCGGGCUGGGGGUGCUGGGGCUCAGCACGCUGAGGCCGCCUCCGCGGACGGGUUCGGCGUUCUUCGAGCUGGUGCUGUCGCGCACGAGCCGCUUCUUGGGGCGGACCGCGCGGAGCGACGGGGGGUUCUUCUCUGCCCGGUACGGUUGCAGCGUCGUCGCGUUUCGCUUGAAGGGGAGCACGGGGGGAGGGGUCGAUCUCCUGGGGAGGAGCGCAGCCGGAGAAUGCGACCGAGGAGGCAACGGCGGCCGCCACGACGCCGUCGACACCGGUGACAGCGGCGAAACAACCUGCCUCGGCGCCGAACAGCCUGGACAGACUAGCGGCGACGGGCUGUUCGAGACCUCGGGUGCUUGUGGGAGUCCGCAGAGCUUCGCUGGGGCGGAGGCGUUUUUCAUCGGGGGCCCCGGUGAUUCGCCGACGGUUCGCGGCGACAGGAGCAGCCCGGGUUCGACCGCACUGUCGCCGUCCGUCGGAGAUGAGAGCCCGGCGAGACUGUCGGAACCGGAGAUCUCAGGACCGGUGGCAACGCCUUGCCAACAACAGCCUACGAAGGGGGCGGGUCUCGAUGCGAAGAGUCAACGACGGCGGCAGUGGGGGCGGCGAAGAGGGGAGGCGUUCGAAGCGGGGGAUGUGGUAGUCGUUCUUGCCACGGAACAAUUUUCGAGGCGUUUUUCUUCGACGUCGGCGGGUGGGGAGUUCCUGCGGAAUAGGCCGAUCGGUAGGGUGCCGGAGCCGACGGGGUGGUUUCACUACUUCCCCCUUGUGAUUUUCACGCUGAUGCUGUUGUGGGUGCUGCUGGGAGGCGUUGACAUGAUCCGUGCGGUGUUUGCCGCGAGCGCCGUGCUCCUCCUCGGGGGGUGGGUCGACGCCAACCAGGCGGUCGGGCACGUCAACUGGGGCCUUCUCCUGCUCAUCGGGUCUGCGCUGGGGUUCAGCAAGGCCAUCGCCAAUAGCGGCCUCGCGGCCAUGGCCGGGAAGGCUGUGCGGGAGUCCGGGAUGAGUCCCCCGGCGAGCUUGUACGCGCUGUUCUUGCUCACCAUGCUCUGCACGGAGCUGAUCUCAAACAACUCCGCGGCGGCUCUGAACAUCCCGAUCGCGCUGAGCAUGGCGCGAGAGCUGGAGGCAGACUACAAGCCGUUCGCCAUGACGGUCCUCGUCGCCGCGUCGUGCUCCUUCCUCACGCCCAUCGGUACGCCGACAAACACGCUUGUGUGGCAGCCAGGGGGUUACAAGUUCCAGGACUACGCCAAGCUCGGCGCGCCUCUGACCCUGCUCUUUUGGGCCUCGGCCUGCACGGUCAUCCCGUGGUUAUUUCCGUUUUGACCAUUUUUACCAUGGUAUUUUUUUUGUUGUUUUUGACUUUCCAUGCCCCGGAGGAACUACCACCGAGAGGCGCAAUGGUAAAUCGAUUCACCCAGCCCUGCUUGUAAUGAAAUGCUGGGUGACCUUGUUAAAUUGGUGUAAGCACCGAUAAAGGAAAGGAAAGCGUCGUAUGUGUGACCCCCUGCUGAUGCGUCCGGAAAAUGCGCCGAAAGGCGUGUAGACUGACGCCCAGAAUAAAUGGAACCACGCUCACUUGUUUGUGAGCAAAAGGUCCCGUAAUGAGGGGGGUGCGUUGUGAGAGAAGGCUUGUUGUUGAUUGUGCACCAGCAGAAGGCUGGUCUUGUCUCUUGGUGUGGGUGGCGAGGAAGUCCAAGGAGCGUGGCCGAGACCAGUCGAGCAAGCACCAAAGGGAGGAGGGAGGUGAGCCUUUGUGGGCAACUUUUCGCAUUUUCCAAGGUCCACUCGAUUGGUCGCAGCAUUCGGCGUGCGUUGUUCUUACGAGGAGAUCCUUGGGCCGUCGGCAAUAUUCCGACAAGAGGUCUACAGAUAGGAAUGCUGCUGUCAUUGCCACUAGGAAUGUUAAGCGCAUGGCCUCCAGGCGCUGCGCUUGUGUUGAAAGCUCCUAUACCGGAAGCAUGGAUACGUUGUUGUUGCUCGUGUUAGGCCUUGUGAGUGUGUUGUGCUACGGAUAGUAGUGGUGUGGGCCAGCAGCUAUGUGUGUGUGUGUAAAUAUGCUGCUAUCGCUUGGCUUGGGCAUGCCCGCGCCGAACAAGGGGAGUCGUCAUCAUUUCGUGUUCGUUUUUUUUUUAUGUGUGUCGUGUGCGUUGUGGGCUUAGUGGGUGUUCUGGAACGUGCAGUUUGCUUUACCGUCUGAUGAAAGUUUCUCGUGCAGUCGACAAAUGCUGUGAGCGCUGAUGUGAAGGGAAGAAAAAGA